Achroia grisella is the source of this 4053-nucleotide messenger RNA. It is a transcript of the gene MICU3, whose product is annotated as calcium uptake protein 3, mitochondrial. Gene Ontology annotation, biological process: calcium import into the mitochondrion; mitochondrial calcium ion homeostasis. The record is from RefSeq and is a predicted model, not a curated record. Lineage: Eukaryota; Metazoa; Arthropoda; Insecta; Lepidoptera; Pyralidae. The transcript is spliced from 11 exons. Gene Ontology annotation, molecular function: calcium ion binding. The coding region runs from base 6 to 1382 and encodes 458 amino acids. Gene Ontology annotation, cellular component: uniplex complex.
CCAACAUGGCCACGUUAAGUCGUACACCUAGUAAAUUAAUAAGAAAAUUACAAAAUUCCUCAGUUUUUACGCGUAGUUUUAGUAAUGUGAAUUUAAAAAAUAAUAGUUUCAAAAGUGUUUCAUUAUGUGCUUGUGUAUUCGCCGGUGGAUUAGUGUACUACACUGUAAAAAACUUUGGAAAGAUCAACACAGUCUACGCUCUCAAAGCAAAGCCGGACGAGUUGGCAAAAUCGGUGAAGCUGACGUCACGUGAGCGUCGAUUCAUAAAGUUCGCGAGCGUGGAGUAUGGUGGACAGCUGUACAUGACCCCGCAGGACUUUCUGGAGUCGGUCGUUGAGCAGGAACCGCGCCCUCGUCUUAAGAGACGUAUCCUGACGACGAAAGAAAUUGAACAGCUGCGGGACCACACGCCGGCGCUGAAGAAAGGGUCACCGCAGUUGUUCAGGAACCUCAGAGAUAAAGGAAUAAUAUCAUAUACAGAGUAUUUAUUUCUUCUAUCUAUAUUAACAAAGCCGGCGUCUGGAUUUCAAAUAGCGUUCAACAUGUUCGACACUGACGGCAACCAAAGAGUAGAUAAGAAUGAAUUUCUAGUCAUCCAACGGUUGCUCGGUGGUGCCUUUAAGGAGCGUAAGAAUUUGGACCGCAAGAGUCAGGAGGCAAUGGAGAAAAUAUUCAGUUUCGCGUGGCGCGGCAAGAGAGGUAUGACGGAGGAAACAAACGAAGACGGCAAAGAGGGGAAGCCACAAGACAAUUACGUGAAUGAUGAUCAAGGUCUACAGAGGCGACACAAUGUCGACACGUUACUGCAGGUUCACUUCUUUGGAAAAAAAGGCACGAACGACCUUAAGUUCGAGGGCUUCAAGCAGUUCAUGGAAAACUUGCAGACCGAAGUACUCGAGUUGGAGUUUCAAGAAUUUGCCAAAGGUCAUGAAACCAUAUCGGAGGUGGAUUUCGCGAAGAUAUUGCUGCGGUAUACGUACCUCGAUACAGAUGAAUACGAUAUGUAUCUGGACCGACUGCUGGACCGAGUCAAGGAUGAGAGGGGCAUCACCUUCGACGAGUUCAAGACGUUCUGCCAGUUCCUCAACAAUCUAGAGGAUUUCACAAUCGCAAUGAGGAUGUACACGCUCGCCGACCAUCCUAUAUCUAAAGAUGAAUUCCACCGCGCUGUAAAGAUCUGCACAGGUAUCUCCCAGUCGGAGCACCUGGUGACCACGGUAUUCGCUAUAUUCGACGCGGAUGGAGACGGUCUACUCAGCUAUAAGGAGUUCAUCGCCAUCAUGAAGGACAGGCUGCACAGGGGCUUCAAGUCAUACGCAAAAAACGAAGGCUGGGAGGCGUUCAAAUCGUGCGUGAAACAAGAAAUGAAGAGCGCCGUAUAAAUAAGGUUGUCCAUCGCCAAAUCUAAUAUGCGUAUUAUAAAGAAUAGAUAAUUUUUAUUUUAAAAAUUCAUAGUAUGGUAAUUACUUCAAAUGUACUAUAUGUAUUAACAUUAUUUUUAUGUUUAUGCAGUGUUGUAUAUCGUGAUAAACUUAUAGUAAUUAAAACAUUACAGUUUAUAAGAAUCGGUACCGCCCCUAUAUAAGUACCAACCUACUUUUUUAGAACGGCUUGUUUCCAAACCUAUGAGAAAAUUAAAAAUAAAAGUAUGUACAAUUUCACUUAAUUCACUCUUAUGCGAGCUUUCAUAGCAGGACGAAACUGUAGAACAUACUGGAGUACAUACCAAUUACUUGCAUAUAUACCGCGCUAAAAUAAAAAAAAAUGGUAUCAUAGUUCCAAGUGAAAAAUAUUUUGUUUCUAGUGAAUAGAGCCUAGUGAUACUAAAGAACUGGGCUAUUUGACAGUUACACCAACAAUUCAGACUGCAACUGUCAAAUCAUCACAAUCACAUACAAUCACAAAUAAAUAUAAUACCACAAGAUCAGAUUCUUGUAACAUUUUUACUGAUUCUGUAAUUGCUUUAUGGCGCAAAACCAAAGUUGUAUAAAUUAAAAAAAAAACUCUGUGAUCUGUGAAAAAGUAUACAGAUUUCUAUUUGGUAUUUAUUUUAUUAAUUGGCAUGUGACAAUUUAAUAUGAUCUUCCUAAAAUAAAUAAAUAUUGGAUUGCAGAUCUGAAUCGUUACUGAAGUAUAAUUUCUUAAGGUAAUUGUGUCCACAUAACAUAUGAUACAAUUGUUUAUGUAUUUGAGUAUUUAAAUGUUAAUAUUAUUUAUUUAAAAUACUAUAUUUACUAUGUUGGCUCAAUGUAUAUUUUAUAUGUUAUUAUGCCUAAUACUUCGUUACAUAUUAAUAAUAAAAAAAAACAUUCGUUAACGUUUCACAUAGACGUGAAUUUUUAAUACCUAUUGUGAACUAGACGAACGUGAAUGAGUAAGUAGCAUAGACAAUUUUAUUGUAACUUGUUAUUUAUAACUCUAUAUUUAACUUGUUGAUUAAGUGCUAUUUGGAAUUUUUCUGCACAGAAAAUCUUUUAAAAUUUCACAUUCAUUCAUUCAUAAUUUAAGGGCUACCCUCUCAGUGGAGCCCUUGCCACUUCCCAGGAUCUUCCAUUAUUAAAAUUUCAAAAAUUUUUAAUUCUUAUCCAUUCUUCAUUGUGAAUGUGAUCAUAGAACCGUAAAAAAUAUACUUAAAAUGGUGCUCAUUAAUUUUGUUUUAAUAUACAUUAUUUUUAUUGCUUUCUAUUUACUAACAAAGUUUUCGAUUUUUUUUUAUUUUCAAGAUUUUACUAACAAGUUAUAUAUUAACAACUUUAGUUUAUUAGAUAUAAGAUUUAAUGUACAAAUAGUGAGAUUUUUAUGGUUGUUUAUUUAUUAAUACGCUAUUAAUGUUGAGCUUGUAAAGGCCUCUUUACAUUAUAUUGGAGUUAAUAAAGAAUCCCAGAGGGAAGACUGUAAAAAGUCUGUGUGGGGUACCUCAGUCUCACCUAUUUCAGCCGCCAAGCAACUUGCUUUGUAAGCUGUCUUUCGGUUAUAAGAUGCAAUUUGGCAGUAAAAUUGCAGUAUGGGAGGUAUGAAAUCAUAGUUCCGUGGAAUAGCAACUUAUGAGUGGUAUCAUGGAUAUCGCGUGAUAAUGUGAUGUGCAUAAUGCUGCUCAUGUACCUAAUAGGUACAGUCGGUUAUAGCUUACCAUCAGGUGGGCCGUCACUAAAUAAGAUCUAGUCUUUAUUGUUAGUGUAAUGAGGCCUUAAUUUAUCGCGAUUGUGAUUUUUAUCAUUAUAGAAAUAAUAUGUAUUAAGAGUAUAAUAUAAGUACAGUCAGCUUCACAUAAUAUGCACAAUUUGUUAGCAUACUUUGUAAUCUUUUCAUUCUUUAAUAAAUGUUUUGACUUCAUACUGAAUAAUAAGGUGUAAAAUAGUUGAAAUUAUCAUCUGGUACACAAGUUUAUAGCCGAUAAUAUAAAAAAAUCUAUAUUAAUGUUAAGGUUAAAUUGGAAUUUGCCCGUUCAACAUAUUAUUGACGACCUUGUUGCGAAUUUAAUGUCUUUUUGAAAAUCGACUGUACUACUAAUCUACUGUGCUUGUUUACGAUCUCCUAAAAGAUCUGUGUUAAAUCUAAUGUUAUUUAGGGCCAAAUGUGUAAUAUCCUAAUUCUUAUUAAUCUUGUGUGAUUAAUACAAAUGUUGCAGUGUUAUUAUUUUUAGUGUCCGACUUGAGUUUGUAUUUAGUAGAUUUUAAUAAGUAAAAGAGUAACAAUUAUAGGUAGCCUAUACCAUUAUUAGUGAUGAUCAAACCUACUAACAAUUUUUGUAUAUUUUUAACAAAGUACAAUAUUAUUGGUUAAUGUGCAUUCAAAAUCUAUACUAAUAUUUUAAGCGAAAGUAUAUAUUUGUUCGCUAACGUUUUAAGACUAAAUGGCUUAAUAGAUCUUAAUGAAAUUUCACGUAAAAGUAGAGUCUAUCACGAGGAAAGACAUAGUCUAUUAAUAUAUAUAUUGUUAUAUAUUGUUUAAGAAAGUAAACGAAGUGAAGUCUAAGGUAAUAUUUAAUAUAACUUAAAUCCAAAUAUACGAAAAUCUGUGCACGCUAACUAGUAAUAAUUGUAUGCUGAAAUA